CGUACAAAAUUUGACUGUCUGAAGACGGCUACUUAACCAUGUUAACGGGGAAGUAACAAUUUAAGUGUUACCCUAAAAUUUACAAAAGGGUGAUAAUUGGUAUGAUUCACUUAGGAAUAAAAGAAAGAUUUUAUUUAUCGUUGUGAUGUAGGAGUAGACUUCUGUAGUUAACUGAUGAACGAUCAAAUCCGUAACGUGAUAUGACACUUUUACCUGAAUAUUAUUAUUUAUGCAAAUAAUGUGGUUUAAACUUCUUUUACCUGAUUAUAUUUAUUGAAAAGAUGUGUAUUCCCGUCGAGUUCAAUGUACGCAUGUUUUAUUAUUUUGGAUUUCAUACUCAAACAACAUAACCAAAGGAACUAGUAAUACCUACAUAGGAUUGUUAAAAUUCGCCUUUUGAUUCCAAAUUCUAUUGUAAAUCAAUUUAACCAGGAUUAUCAAUUCAUAUUCAUAUAAACAACUAUGAGUGUACCAUUUUUGAGUGUAAAUACGUGUUUAACAUUCGUAAACGUAUCAACCUCUUUGACAACUGGAUUAAGUCAUGAUACUGUUAUAUCUCGUAAUUUCUGAAAUACAGUACUGUUGAACAUGUUGAACGAUCUGUGAGAAGACAAAUAAACAGGAUACAAAAGAAAUAAACUUACGAAAAGCAAAAUAAUCCUUAUGACAAUGUAACUCUUGAAAAAAAAACAGACAAAAACAUAGUGUGUUUGUUUGUGUUACUGAACUAUGCCAUUAACUGAUUCUGACUGUGCUGCCACCUAUAAGAUUCUAGUAUUAGGGGAUACAACUGUUGGAAAAUCUUCUAUAUUAAGAACUUUAACGGGGAAAGAUUUCGUGAAUAAGACUCUCCCGACUGUUGGUAUUGACUUUGUUCGAAGAACGUUUGAAGUGGAUGGUGCUGUUGUCAAACUAAAUGUAUGGGAUACAGCUGGUCAACAGAGAUUUCAUUCCGUCACGAGGAAGCACUAUAGAGGAGUACAGGGUAUAGUAUUGGUUUAUGAUAUCACAGACAGGAAAUCAUUCACACAUUUAUCGUUUUGGGUCGACAGUGUAAACAAAGGAAUAACAAAUAGUAAGAAUCAAUAUGACACCGUACCGAUCAUAUUAGUGGGGAACAAAUCAGAUCUAGAAAAAGAUAGACAAAUAGAGGAAGAAGAAGGCAAAGAGCUAGCAACGAAAAUACUGGCAUUUGACUUCAUAGAAACCAGUGCCAAAAAGAAUGAAAAUGUUUUCAUGAUGUUUAAAAGACUGGCGCAGUAUGUUACAGAAACAUUUGAUCCUAAAGUGAUGAAAAGUUAUCAUCCAUACAUGUUACGACCGCCAGAAAUAAUGGAAGAAAAGCGGAAGCAAAAUGACAAUUCGAAAAAGAAAAAGAAGAAAAAGAAAGAAAAAACGAACAAACAAGAUAAAAAUAAAUCGAAAAAAGAUAAGUUACUGACAUCUCCAUGUACAUCAACAGAACAUUCAAAUGGCCAUCUCCUAGAAAAUGAAAUCACAAACUGUGAGGAACAUAACCCACAACAAAAUGGGAAAAUAAAGAAAAAAUCUCGGGGACUCAAAUUAACAAAGAGAAAAUUACGAAUCAUUAAAACUACAAAUAAAAACAAAAGAAAAAAGAAGAAAAAGACAAUAGGAUUCCUUUGGCGGAAGCUUUUCAGGCGGAAACAAAAUAGUUCUAAGAGAGAAAGUGACAGCAGUUAUGGCCACACAUCAAGACAUGAACAUAGUUGUGUUAUAUUGUGAUGCUUCAGAAGCAUUAUCAUACAGUGUCUCAUUUCUGAAGCCAAAGCAAAGUUUCGAACAGUCGUUAAGCAAGAAAUGUGCUGUUUUGACACUAUG
Mytilus trossulus (common blue mussel) is the source of this 1842-nucleotide messenger RNA. RefSeq names its product ras-related protein Rab-35-like. The transcript is spliced from 8 exons. Gene Ontology annotation, biological process: vesicle-mediated transport. Gene Ontology annotation, molecular function: GTPase activity; GTP binding. The record is from RefSeq and is a predicted model, not a curated record. Lineage: Eukaryota; Metazoa; Mollusca; Bivalvia; Mytilida; Mytilidae. Bases 730 to 1746 code for a protein of 338 amino acids.